Periophthalmus magnuspinnatus is the source of this 2881-nucleotide messenger RNA. It is a transcript of the gene apool, whose product is annotated as apolipoprotein O-like. Lineage: Eukaryota; Metazoa; Chordata; Actinopteri; Gobiiformes; Gobiidae. The record is from RefSeq and is a predicted model, not a curated record. Gene Ontology annotation, biological process: cristae formation. Gene Ontology annotation, cellular component: MICOS complex. The transcript is spliced from 15 exons. Bases 60 to 1835 code for a protein of 591 amino acids.
GGGACCGAGGAUAGGCUCAGCGACGCAGUGACGUGUGAGGAAGAAGAAGGAGCACUGUCAUGGCGGCCAAGGUGGUGCUGGUGGCCGUCCCAGCAGUGCUGGGGGCUGCCUCCAUCAGAAUAUACAGGGAAACAUCUGAGGAGGGGCUGAUCACGAGGGAAAGAUUGAAUAUCUACAAGCCUCUGCAGCCUUCGCUUCAGAUACAGGAGGACCCAGAGAAGCCAGGGGCCAUAGAGAGUGGGGUAUCAGCAGCAAGACUUACCAUAGUGCCAGUGGUCCAGUCUAUAAAGAGGGCCUACCUUUCUGUAAAAAUGGGAGCCAUACAUUUUUACCACGCAGGACAAGAUGUGUAUUAUUACCUAAAAGACCCUCCUCCAGAGUUUCUGCCCAGAUUUGGCACCAUCACCAUGGCUGGUCUGCUGGGCAUGUUUCUGGCCCGCAAAGGAUCACGCCUCAGAAGGGUUGCUCUUCCUAUGAGCUUGAUGACUGCUGGAGCAUCAGUGUGUUAUCCUUCCCAAGCUGUAGCUGUUGUAAAGCUCACAGGAAAAAAGGUUUAUGCAGCCGGGCAGUGGAGCAGUGCUACUGUGUCGUCACUGUUGUCAUCUCCACCUAAACCUCCACCUGCUCCUGAGGCUCCCCCAUCACCGGAAGAAAAAGUGCCACUGCUAAUCACAGAGCCUGCUGUUGUAGUUGAAGAAUCUGUCGCGUCCACAGAAAAUCCAGUCCAGAGCUCCCCAGUCUCGGAGACGGAAGAACAAAUAUCUGUUCCCGAAGAACCAGCUCCUACUGUGGAGUCUGCAACAGCAGAACAGGCAUCUACAGAACCAACCGCAGAUGUUGUGAAUUCAGUCGCAGCGGAGACAAAUAUACUACCUCCCUCUGAAGAUUCACCUGCUGCUGUUGAGUGUGAAAACCCCCUAGAGCCCAGCCCUGAACCAGACCAACCUUCCUCUGCCCCCGCCCCGUCUGCCCCCGCCCCGUCUGCCCCCGCCCCGUCUGCCCCCGCCCCGUCUGCCCCCGCCCCAUCUGACCCCGCCCCAUCUGACCCCGCGCCAUCAGGCCUCUCCUCAUCAGAUCCCUCCUCAUCAGACCCCUCCUCAUCAGACCCGGUCCCAUCUGAACCCACCCUGAGUGUAGAACCAGAGGUCGCUCCAGCUGAGGACAUAGCAACCAUCUUGGAGUCACCUAGUCCAUCAACAGAGCAGCCCACAGAGACAGUAUCAAAACCAGAGCCGCUGGUCAUUGAGCCGGUCAUCUCUUCAGAGCCUCCUCCAGAAGAGCCACAAACAACUUCAACAGAGGAGACCACACCUCCAACACCUCCAGCUGCAGAGGAGUCAAAAGCUGUUGAAUCACCUGAACCAGAGGCUACAGUGGAACCAGUUGCAGCCUCAGUCCCUGCCCCUGUGACUGAUAAACCCCAGGAAAAAGUGGUGGAAUCAGCUGAGCCAGAACCAGAGUUAGUUAUUGUAGCUGAGGAGGCUCCAGUCACAGCACCUCCUCCUCCUGAGGAAAGUGCAGCAGAAAUCCCCAAAGAAUCAGUUGAAUCAGUAGUGGAGUCAUCUCCUGAGCCUCCUGCCACAGAACAACCAUCUGCUGAUAGUGCCAAAGAGACAGUAGCUGAAAUAGUGUUAGGUGAACCUCCAGUGUCUUCAGACCCUCCUCCAUCUGAAGAAACAUCAACAGACCUGACAACAGCCCCAACGCCAAAUACUACAGAUGAACCUGCACCUGAGAUUAGCAAAGAGGGCACUGGUUUCAAAGCAAAGCCGGCUCUUAUGGACUUUGGACAGUCAAACCCUGAGGAUGCAGACCUGUACACAACCAGAAGCUGAGGACCACAAUACAACAAAUAGCACUGCUACAUUUCCCAUUCAAACUCAGAUGCUGUCCUACAUGAACAGUUUUUAUAUUAUUGUGAAGACUAUUGUUUCUGUAGUUCAAUUCAAAGCAAAUAUUUAUAUAGAAAUUAAGAUUUAAUACAACAUUAUUUCAAACAUAUUUUUAUUCUGGCUUGCAAUCAAAAAGUAUUUAUCAUUAUCUCAGGUUUCUUUGCAAUCAUCAGUUGAAAUUUCUUUUUGUGCUUGAUUUUUCAAAUUUCUUGCUUCCAAUUAUCAAAUUUCCACGAAGAAGAAAUUCAUGGAAAUUUCCAUUUAGAAAAACAAUUUCAGCACUUACACAGAUACAAUUAAGACAAAAUCUUGUUUAAAAAAAAGACUAAACCUGAAAAGACCAAACCAGGUUCUACCCUAGAUUAUAAUCUAAAAAAAAAAAAAAAAUUAACCAGGAGACUAUUUUUUAAUCUAGACUCCAAACAAAGCCAUCAUCAUAAAAUGCCAUGAACAUUCAGUUCAACCAAAUUUGCUUUCUUUUCUGGCAAAACUCCCCAUCUCACUUAACCACAGUAAUAUUUAAUGCAUUUUUGAUUGAAAAACUGAACAUAUUCUGAAUUUACUACUGCAUCCGCUUAAGUGUUCAUGUUUUUUUUUGUUUUGAGAGCAAAUUAUCAUAAUCAUUUCCAAAUCAUUUCUCACUUUUUAUAUUUGUACAGUAUGAGUCCAUGGACAUAUGUUUGUAGCAGACGCGCAUUAAAAUCUAGUUUGCUAAUCUGCAUAAUUUACUGGAAACAUGGAAAGUUGGUCCUCCCACCAGUGUUUUUCAUUUACAGAUGGGAGAUGGAAAUUCUGUGUCACUUAACAGAGAAGCUCUCAGUUACAGCGUUCAUAUUUAUUGUAAUUUUGCCCAUUGUUUUUGUGAAGCUGGAAUUGCUGCGCAUAUGCUGGUAAUUACUGCAAGACUGGUUUCGGUUUGUGGAUCCGAAAAAAAAAGUAAAUUGUGGAUUUAUCGACUCGGAAAAUAAAUCUAUAUUUUCACAAGUUUA